AUGACCGUAAUUACUGAAAAGGCUAUGCGUGAUAUAAGCAGAUGGUGUCUAUUUUGCCUGUGCGUUUUAUUGCAUGUCUUUGUUAGAAGUUAAAUAACGUUUUAAUAUAAAUUUCAUUAAUUGGCGAUCUGAAUUCAUACUUAAUUAAUGUUUCUCUUUCAAACACAACAUCGCAUAUUUGUGCGGUAGUUUGUACUCUAUAUAUUACGAUUAUCACGCUACCGGGAGCGUGCUAUGCGCGUUCGGCCUGGCGUCCACACGAACAGGGAGGCGUCAAGCCAUUCAUUGGGAGGAAGACGGACAAACAGAGAGAGAGGGGAAGAGCAGUACAAGCAGAUAGUAGUCAAAGCUGGAGAAUCAAAAGCUGGGGUCCAAACUCAGAGGAACAAGUGUCCGACUGGAAGGCAGAAUUAGUUAGGUUGAGAUGGCGGAGGUAAGCGAUGUUUUGAUGUCGGUUUUGUCUACAAUCCGGGUUCCGAGGCCCGGGGACCGUGUCCACAAAGACGAAUGCGCCUUGUCAUUUUCUUCUCCGGAGAGUGAAGGAGGCCUGUAUGUGUGCAUGAACAGUUUCCUUGGGUUCGGCAGUCAGUAUGUGGAUAGACACCACACCAGGAGCGGACAGCGGGCUUACCUGCAUAUCUCCCGGACCCGCAAAGCUCCGAAGGAAGAUGAUGAGAACUCUGGAUCCGGUGACCCACCCAAGAAGAAGCCCACCCGAUUAGCCAUAGGGAUCGAGGGAGGGUUCAAUGUGGAGCAGGAGCAGUAUGAGGAGGAAGUAAAGGUUGUCCUCUUCCCUGAUAGACAGGAAGUUACAUCCGAUGACCUCGCCACCAUGCCAGAUGUUGUGAGAGAGCGGGUAUCUCUAGCCAUGGCAGGGCUGAUGUCUGCAGACUCAGUGUCUCACACCCUGCAGGUGCAGCAGUGGGACGGCGAGGUGCGGGCAGAGUCCCGGCACGCCGUCGAACUCAAGCAGCUCAACAACGGCACCAAGAUCCCUCCCAGUGGUUGGCGGUGUGAGGUGUGUGACCUGCAGGAGAACCUGUGGAUGAACCUGUCGGACGGAAGGGUGUUCUGCGGUCGCAGGUAUUUCGAUGGGUCCGGGGGGAACAACCAUGCCCUCCUGCACUUCCAGCAGACGGGACACCCUCUAGCAGUCAAACUGGGUACCAUCACCCCCGACGGCGCAGAUGUGUACUCCUAUGACGAGGAUGAUAUGGUACUGGAUCCAAAGCUCCCCGAACACCUGUCCCACUUUGGCAUCGACAUGAUGACCAUGGAAAAGACGGAGCAUACGAUGACAGAGCUGGAGAUAGCGGUGAACCAGCGUGUGGGGGAGUGGGAGGUGAUCCAGGAGUCAGGGGCCACCCUGCGGCCUCUGUCGGGCCCCGGCCUCACCGGCAUGAAGAACCUGGGCAACAGCUGCUACCUCAACUCGGUCAUGCAAGUCCUCUUCACCGUGCCUGACUUCCAGAGCAAGUACGUCUCCAACAUUGACAAGAUCUUCAAUGAAGCUCCAAGCGACCCCACCCAGGACUUCAAAACCCAAGUAGCAAAGCUGGGCUAUGGUCUGUUGUCGGGCGAGUAUUCCAAACCAGCCCCUGACCCAGGAGAGGGUUCUGAACCCAGCUCUGAACCCAGAGGUGACCAGGUUGGCAUAGCAGCACGUAUGUUCAAAGCACUUGUUGGGCGGGGCCACCCGGAGUUCUCCACCAAUCGGCAACAAGACGCCCAGGAGUUCUUAUUACACUUCAUUAAUAUGGUGGAGAGAAACUGUCGUUCGGGGGUGAACCCAUCUGAAGCCUUCCGUUUCCUGGUAGAGGAGAGGAUCGUCUGUCAGCAGUCACAGAAAGCAAAGUACACGCAGAGGGUGGACUACAUCCUCCAGCUACCUGUGCCCAUGGACCAGGCCACCAACACAGAGGAGCUGCAGGAAGCUGAGCGUCGGCGUGAGGAGGCAGACUCGUCGGGAGCCCCUGCCCCCGCGCCGGUACGCGCCUGUAUCCCGUUCACAGCGUGCAUGGCGGCUCUCAGCGAACCGGAGACGCUCACAGACUUCUGGAGCUCCGCCGCGCAGGCCAAGACUACCGCCACCAAGACCACCCGCUUUGCCUCUUUCCCUGACCACAUGGUUAUCCAGGUUAAGAAGUUCACUUUUGGUCAGGACUGGGUCCCCAAGAAACUAGACGUGAGCAUCGACGUUCCCGACACGCUGGACCUGACUGCGCUCCGUGGGACCGGCCAGCAGCCGGGGGAGGAGCUUCUGCCAGAGGUGGCCCCACCCCCUCUCAUGACCCCUGACGUGGAGGUCAAAGGUAUCCUGGGUUCCCACGGCAACGAGGAGGACGACUCGCUCUACUCCCCACUACUGUCCCCAGUCCUGGAUGACUCUACCGUGUCCCAGUUGUGUGAGAUGGGAUUCCCACUGGAGGCCUGCAGGAAGGCUGUGUACUAUACUGGGAAUACUGGAAUCGACGCAGCCAUGAACUGGGUCAUGGGCCACAUGGACGACCCAGAUUUCUCCUCUCCCUUGGUAUUGCCGGGCACCAGCUCCGCUCCCGGGACCACGCCCACAGAGAGCAUUUCUGAAGAGCACCUAGCAACAAUCGUCUCCAUGGGCUUCAGCCGAGACCAGGCCACGCGAGCACUGAGGGCCACGAGUAACGUCCUAGAGCGCGCCGUGGACUGGAUCUUCUCCCACCUGGAUGAUCUAGAGUCCAUGGAGGUUUCGGAGGGGGGCCGCUCGGCCGCCGAGAGCGAGGGGUCCAGGGAGCCCCCUCCUGGGCCUAAAGUCCGAGACGGACCCGGCAAGUAUGAACUGUUUGCCUUCAUCAGUCACAUGGGCACGAGCACUAUGUGUGGCCACUACGUCUGCCACAUUAAGAAGGACCAACAGUGGGUUAUCUUUAACGAUCAGAAAGUGUGUGCCUCAGAGAAGCCGCCCAAGGACCUGGGUUACCUCUACUUCUACCGGAGAGUCACCGAGUGAACGGAGGGGGGCAGAGUUUCAUUUAGGGAGGGGAAGAGGGUCGCCAACAUGCACAUAUACACACUGUCACACACUGAGCUACUAAGAAUGCUCUGACACACGCUUCUGAACUGACAAAUGUAGGGUUUAAAUAAAUACACUUUUCCCACAGCUAUGUACGCAGACACAGGCAAGUGGAAUGGAUGGGGUGUUUUAAAGGAAGUUUUUUCCCCCAUUUUUUUUUUUUCUUCCCCCCUCCACUUUUUACAAACACAGUAGUGUUGGUGGAAGGCUGCUGGUGUAUUCACCCCUUCUAAGUCUAUACUCAUCUUGCAACUGACACCAAUCAACUCGUGAUAGAUACUGGUAAUCAUUAUACAGUGUCUAUGGCAACAAUGUUCCCUCCCCCCCCUCUUCCCUGAACAACAUGCCACUUAUUGACUAGCAUCCGUUGUAUUGUUAUUGCUUCUUAAGCCAAGCACUGCCUCCCUUCUCUCCCCCUUCUGUGUUCCAACAUGGCAUUUUCAUAAGUUUGGCAUCCACAGUAAUAGAGAGGAAAAAGUUAAUAAAAUACAAAAAACAUAAAUUUGUAUUUAAAAAAAAAACAACUAAAUAAAGUAAAAUAAAAACUAAACGGGUUCUUUCAAGUGUGGUGAGGGUGAUAUCUGGCUGGUUUUUGUUGUGUUUAUUUUGCUCAAAUGAAUUCCUUUGUUACUUCUGCUCUGACAAAUAAAGAUGUCUUUGUGCCGCC
Molecule: messenger RNA, 3716 nt
Organism: Oncorhynchus kisutch (coho salmon)
Lineage: Eukaryota; Metazoa; Chordata; Actinopteri; Salmoniformes; Salmonidae
Product: ubiquitin carboxyl-terminal hydrolase 5-like
Exons: 20
Coding region: 425-2986 (853 amino acids)
Biological process (GO): protein deubiquitination
Molecular function (GO): protein binding; cysteine-type deubiquitinase activity; zinc ion binding
Source: RefSeq, a predicted model, not a curated record